AUGAAGCACAAAUUAGGUUGCGAUGACUUGGAGAUUCCAACAGCUAAGAAAACACACACAAGCCAGUUGCCGGACGAAUUGGACUUGAUUUUCAGUGACAUGCUUCCAGCAGAGUCUUCUAUUUAUUUACUGUCAUCAGAACGACUUGCUAUCGAUGCUGAGAUCGACCAAGCGCUCUCUGGUUUCGAUUUUUCGACUGUAGAUCAACAGGAACAAAUGUCAGAAAACCAAACUGAAACAUCAACCAAAGAGGAGUCCCACGAGGAACUAGAUACCCUUAUAACAGCUUCGAAUGAGUCGAAGCCACAAUCUAGUAAUGUGAGCUCGUCACUGGAAAACUCUACACCUUUCGACUCACCUGAAACCAUCACCACUAGCAUUACAUACAACGAAGAAGACAUAAAGAAGCACACCACAGAGAUCAACAAGGAAACGUUAGCAUCAAUCAAACACUCUAUGGUCAACACUUCGAAAGUUAUGUCGUUGUUCACGACUUUAAAAGUGACAUACUUGAAGUUGUGUAAGGAGUUCAACUACUUGUUGCAGAAGUUCAACGAAAACGAGAAGAUCAAGAUCGAGUUGAUCAACGAAAAUAAUGAGUUGCGAAAACUCUUGACUGAGAUUAUCACCAAACGCGAGCUCGAGAGGAAGAGAGCAAAGGAACUCGAAUCUAAGAAUGGAGUCCUUGAGUUAAAGCUCAUGGAGAAGGAGCUCAAAACGAACUAA
Molecule: messenger RNA, 726 nt
Organism: Scheffersomyces stipitis CBS 6054
Lineage: Eukaryota; Fungi; Ascomycota; Pichiomycetes; Serinales; Debaryomycetaceae
Exons: 1
Coding region: 1-726 (241 amino acids)
Source: RefSeq, a predicted model, not a curated record